Molecule: messenger RNA, 2037 nt
Organism: Nicotiana tabacum (common tobacco)
Lineage: Eukaryota; Viridiplantae; Streptophyta; Magnoliopsida; Solanales; Solanaceae
Product: geraniol 8-hydroxylase
Molecular function (GO): iron ion binding; heme binding; monooxygenase activity
Source: RefSeq, a predicted model, not a curated record
GAGGUGCAAGCACCUUACUCCUAUCAAAAUGAGAAGGAGCAAGCGGAAACUUUGAAUAACAACCAACCAGGUCACUUUUUUUUGUUUCUGCGGUCAAACAUUGACACCUUCAACUUAUUGGAUAACACAGUAUUUAACCACUAGCUAAUUGUUUUGUGGCGAAGAAGACAGAAGUAAGCCAUGAAUUACUUAGCCAUUGUGGGUGUAUUACUACUUGCUUGGACUUUGUUUCAAUGCAUUUCUUGCCUUUUAGUAACCAACAGAAGUAACAAAAAACUUCCACCAGGUCCAAUUCCCCUACCAUUGAUCGGAAAUCUUCACAACAUUCUUGGUGGUCAACCCCAUCAGUCCCUGGCGAAGCUAGCUGACAAAUUUGGCCCAAUAAUCAGCCUCAAAUUAGGCCAAAUAACGACGGUGGUAAUAUCUUCAUCAGCCGUGGCAAAAGAAAUUAUUCAAAAGCAAGACUUGGCCUUUAGCAGUAGAACAAUUCCAGAUGCAAUCCAUGCCAUUAAUCAAUAUCAAUUCUCUGUUAUAUGGCUGCCUGUUGAUACACGGUGGAGAAGCCUCCGGAAAAUUAUGAAUACUUAUAUCUUCUCCGGCAACAAGCUUGACGCAAAUCAGCAUCUCAGGUCUCAAAAGAUCCAAGAUUUAAUAGCUUAUUGCCAUCGGUGUAGCCAAACAAGGGACGCAGUGAGUAUAGGCCAAGUUGCUUUUGAGACCUCUAUGAAUAUACUUUCAAGUAUAAUUUUUUCCAAGGAUGUAGUGGAUCAUUAUGCAAAUUUAGGUAAAGAAUUCAAGGAUUUGGUGUGCAAAAUAUCGGAAGAAUCUGGUAAACCCAACUUGGCUGAUUAUUAUCCCGUGCUGAAAAGGAUAGAUCCGCAAGGAAUAAGGCGACGCUUAAGCAAGCAUUUGAAUAUAUUGUUGGAGCAGAUUGAGGGAUUGAUUGAUGAACGGUUGGAGCAAAGGAGGAAAUCGUCAACUAGUAAUAGCACAGAUGUUCUUGAUGUUUUGUUAAAUAUUAGCCAAGAAGAUCCACAGGCUAUUGACAGAAAUCACAUAGAACGGUUAUGUUUGGACCUUUUCAUUGCUGGAACUGAUACAACUUCCAAUACAUUAGAAUGGGCAAUGGUAGAGAUCAUGAGAAAACCAUACAUAAUGGACAAAGCUAAAGCCGAGCUUGCUGAAGUUAUUGGCAAAGGCAAGGUAAUAGAAGAAGCCGAUGUUAUUCAUCUCCCUUAUUUGCAGUGCAUAGUUAAAGAAACCUUGCGAAUACAUCCAACAGUUCCCCUUUUGAUUCGCAAGGUAGAUCAAAACGUUGAGGCAUGUGGCUAUUUUAUUCCAAAAGACUCUCAAGUCAUAGUGCACCUAUGGUCAAUUGGUCGCGACCCAACUAUAUGGGAAGAGCCUUUAGUAUUUAAGCCUGAGAGGUUUUGGGGUUCGAAAAUAGACGUUCGUGGCCAGGAUUUUGAACUCAUUCCUUUUGGUGUUGGUCGGAGAAUUUGCCCGGGGUUACCUUUGGCAGCCAGGACAUUGUCUGUAAUGUUGGGUUCAUUGUUGAAUUCAUUUGAUUGGAAAGCUGAAGGGGAUAUUGCACCAGAACAUUUUGAUGUGGAAGAAAAGUUUGGCCUUACACUGGCAAGAUCAAUUCCUUUACGAGUUAUCCCUAUUCCACUAUAGUUGGCCAUUUAAUAACAACAACAACAACAUACUUAAUAUAGUCCCACAAAGUAAGGUUUUGGGAGGUCAAUAUGUGUGCAGAACUUACCCCCUAUCUUGAAAGGUAGAAAGGCUAUUUUCGAAAGACCUCGACUCGAGAAAUUAGCCAUUUAAUAACAUUAUUAUAUAUUGACAAGCCAACAACCACAACUAUAAAAUCGGAAGUCUUGAUGUUAUGUCUUAGUCAUGAAUAAUGAAGUUGCAAAUGUUACUAUAUUAGUUUUAGAUUUGUGUGUGCAAACUUCCUUAGCACAUACCUUAUUUUUUGUACUUGUAUACUCUUGUAUAAGUAUAAUGAAAGAGGUUCGUAUUAUCAUGGUA